This is a messenger RNA of Helianthus annuus (common sunflower), 2089 nucleotides long. Its product is annotated as DNA polymerase alpha subunit B. Bases 65 to 1888 code for a protein of 607 amino acids. Gene Ontology annotation, cellular component: alpha DNA polymerase:primase complex. Lineage: Eukaryota; Viridiplantae; Streptophyta; Magnoliopsida; Asterales; Asteraceae. The transcript has 16 exons. Gene Ontology annotation, biological process: DNA replication initiation; DNA replication. The record is from RefSeq and is a predicted model, not a curated record. Gene Ontology annotation, molecular function: DNA binding.
GACCAUUUUUUCGCGCCAUCUUCUUUAUUCAUUUCCCUCCAACUAGCAAGAACCCUAGAUCGCCAUGGAAGACCAAAUUAGAGCUGAAUUCAGAAAGAACAACUUCGUUCUAGUCGAAGAAGAAGCAAUACUGCAGAAAUGUGUCACGUUUUGCAUAAAUUACAAUCUCAGUCCGUCGGACCUUGUUUCGAGCUGGGAUCUGUACUCUAUCAACAGACAGCUAGAAUUAAUAGUAUCAGACGCUCAUAUGGAUGCAUUCAGACAGCAACUACAAAGUGAACAGAAACAGGCUAUUAUUGAAAAAGAGCAAGGGCUACACUCAUACACAGAUGUCACGAUGGAGAUUGACGAUGAUAAUGAAGAUGCUAAAGAGGUGGUCCCCGCUUCUCCAACUGUUCAAAAAGACGUUAAUUUAGAUUCUUUUGACGUGACGCCUCUCACAAAUGGGAAAAUACAUUCUUUGGGGAGACCUUUAGAACUAGUCACGCCAUUUGGGCAACGAAAGGACAAAUUUGUGGUACACUCCACACUCAAUAACCUACCCACAGUCGAUGAUAUUAAAAAGGAACACGGUGAAGAGAAUUCCGACGAUGAUGUCAUCAAAAGGGUACAACCCAUCAAAAGGUGUUCGCUUGAAAUUAUUGGUUCCCAGCCUGCACGGGGAUGUAGGUACAUGUAUGACAGGAUAGAAGAUAAGUUCAAUUAUCUUGAAGAUCGGAUCAUGAAAUAUUCAGAAGCACUGGUUGCAUCCCAGCUUUAUGAUGAACUUGUGGAUCCUUCUGUUGCUUCACAAAAAACUAUAUUCUCUGUUGGCAUGAUUUGCUGUGAAGAAGAAGGCCGUUUAAAGGAAAAACCAAUCAUGCUCCAAAGCAGUGUUGAGCAUUCCGGAGGACAACGUGUGCGUCUUGAAUUACAAAAAUUGGAGCAGUUUUCUAUUUUCCCAGGCCAGGUGGUGGGUGUUGAAGGUCAUAACCCCAGUGGACACUGUCUGAUUGCAACAAAAAUCGUAGAUUACGUACCAUUGUCGGUUCCUGAUGAUACUUUUCGUGAAACGAAGAGACAAGCUGUGGAUCAGGAUAACCAGCUUGUUGAUCCAUCUGAUGUGUCAUCAGAUCUAUCACUGAUUAUUGCUUCGGGUCCUUUUACCACAACUGAUAAUUUAUUCUUUGAGCCUCUAUCUGAUCUUCUAACAUAUGCACGACGAAAGCAGCCCCAGUUGCUUGUACUGUUAGGACCGUUUAUCGAUUCUGAACACCCCGAGAUCAAGAAAGGAGCUUUAAACAAGACCUAUGAUGAAUUAUUCCGUCUUGACGUUCUUAAAAGGCUACAAGAUUAUGUGGAAUAUAUGGGUUCUGCUGCACGUGUGAUUCUGGUGCCAUCGGUACGUGAUGCACAUCAUGAUCAUGUUUUUCCUCAGCCCGCCUUUGAUAUCAAUCUAGCUGAUAUAAAUGAUCAGAUUACUUGCAUUACAAAUCCCGGAAUCAUUUCAGCAAAUAAGGUGAAAGUAGGCUGCUGCAGUGUGGAUGUACUGAAACAACUUAGUACAGAUGUGGUGUCGCGGGGGAUCAAGAAUCGAAUGAAUACGCUAACAAACCACCUUCUGAGCCAACGCAGUUUCUAUCCGCUAUACCCACCUGCGGAAGACACUCCUGUGGAUUUAUCACUCGCCCCAGAAGCUUUUCAAAUGUCGGUUAUUCCAGAUGUUCUCAUCGUCCCUUCAGACUUGACGCAGUUUGUGAAGGUUUUGAGCCUUGAGGGAACGAGUGAAGUGAAAUGCAUAUGUGUGAACCCAGGAAGAUUAGCUAGAGGUGAAGGCGGUGGUCAUUUUGUAGAAGUUAAUUUCCAUGGUAGUCCUGAUUCUUCGUCUGCUUCGGUUAUUCGAAUAUAGAAGAAUCCUCGAGCAAAAGUCAGCUGAAAGUAUUACAGUUUCGGUAGCAAGAACAUCAAUUAGUUCCAGAAUGUUUUUAAAUUCUUGCUAUUUUUUAAUGUUUCCAGGACAACUAUUUUAUGUGUAACAAGUUAGUAUCAAGUUGUAAUUAAUAUUGCUUGAGUAAGUUAUACUGAUUGUGUUAAGGCCAUAAUUCGCUUC